Messenger RNA from Xyrichtys novacula (pearly razorfish), 38823 nucleotides. The record is from the annotation of a GenBank genome assembly. NCBI's taxonomy places the organism in Eukaryota, Metazoa, Chordata, Actinopteri, Labriformes, Labridae.
CAGAUGCAGGUCAGCAGCCAAAGUUAACCGUUGACUCUAGUUUUAAGACUCAUCAAUAUUUAUUGUUUUACGGCAUGAAGUGAGCAGUUAACCCGGUUCGAAAGCCUUAUAAAUGUUGUUUUAUUCCCCCGUGUUAAAGUCAGCAGGCUCCUCUGAAGGAAGGCGGCUCUUUUAGAGGAUUAUUUGACGUGUUUCCUCUCUGAUGUCUCGGACCCAGAGCUGCUAACCAACCAGCUGAUCAGAGUAAACAGCUGCUGACAGGAGACUGUGGGGUCUGUGUGAGACAGAGACAGAGACAGAGAGAGAGACUGCCAUGCCCAAGCCUGGAUGACCUGAGGGACUCACUGAGAACAGGUGAAACUCUAACCCUCCUCUUUACUCACAGGUGGACUCGGUACCGGGUCCAUUCUGGGUUCGGAAACCUCUCUGUGUAGCCGAGCUAAUGCUAGUUAGCUUCGUCCGGAUGCUGUCGUUGGGUAAAACGGGGUCAGUGUUUGUAGCUUCGAGGCUAAAUGUAAAACUUCCGAUCCUCGUUUUAGAGACAACACCGACAACAGAAGAGGUUAUAGAGCAUGAAAAGAGUCAAAAUGGACGUAAAUCUCCCCUGGAACAUUAAAAGAGUUAAAAUGGUCGUAAAUCUGUCCUGGAACAUGUGAUGUGUGAUUUUUAAACCGCUAAAGCCAAACCAGCUAAUCCCCAAAAACAGACCUGAUCUAACCCAGCAAAGCCCACCUAGAAAAGAGAGAUAUAUCUGAAUAAACACACUGUCAUAGUGCGAUUAAAGACUGUAUAAUAUACUAUUGAUAUUGCUGUAUUAAAGCACCAGUCAGUGGCUUUAUAAAGAUCUGAUCUAUUGUUAAUAAAUGAUGUCAAAGAAGUGUUUAGAGGAGGCGAUGCUGAUUAUGUCCCUGUUUAUCGUGAUUAAAUACUGAACUUUAAGAUUACUUACACUGUUAUUGUCUUAAAUACCUGAUGAAUUCAGUCACUAGCUGAUUUGAGCCUGUUAUAGCCACAGACUCUAUCCACUCGUUCAAUCAAUCCCUCUGUUUUACUAACACACACCUGCUUCCUCCUCUCUCUGCUCUCUUCUCCUCACCUCUGUAACUUAAAGGGAUAUUCCAGCGUAAAAUUUAUUCAGGGUCAAACACACCAUAACACCGAGUUAGACACCCCCAUCAGCUUGCUUCUCUAGUUAUACCAACUUUAGUAACGACCGCAGGAUAGAAAUACAGAGAGCCACGCCCUCAACCAAAACGCCACUCUAUAGCCACAAAUAAUGCUCAGAACAGCAACUAACUUCAUCAACAGGACAUAUAGGGUCACAGACAUAGUACUAGACACCAAACAUCUUUUUAACUUUGACUCAUUUCUUUAGCAAAGAGACUAAACACAAUUCGUCUACUCUCUUCCGGCAGCCGCUUGUUUGUGGGGGAGUCCUGACGAGUCAAUCACCGAGUGCAGUGGGUCAUUUCCAUGAAGUAAUGAUCAUAAAUGUUCUUCCUUGAGCUGCGUCACCCCGCUGCAGUCUGCAAUGGACGCGCCCGAGGUCUCUGUACAAACAAGCGGCUGCUGGAAGAGAGUAGGUGAGACCUCAGGCCAGUCCAUUACGGACUACAGCGGGGUGCCGCAGCUCAAGGAAGAACAUUUAUGAUAAUUUCUUUAUCAUUUCCUCGAAGUCAUAAUCACCAUGCUGUUGUCAGAAUGUGGUUUUGGAUCAUAUGAAGGUCUUUGUCUGGAUGGGCGUAGAUGUUCCUUCUAAUCCUGGAGAUAUUGUUUAAAACUGAGGAUGCAGCAUCUAUGAUUUCCAGUUCUACGUUGAAAGGACAAUUUUGGUGUAGGGCCAUUCAGUAACAGAACCUCAUUGGAAAAUUAGCUGAUUUAACUCUACUGUGCUCUUGUUCAAAUAUAUCAACUCAACAGCACAUAAAUCCAUAUCUGUUGACAAAAUCAUCAUUAAUUUGAUAAUUCGGCUUAAUAAAAACAGCUUUACCUUUUCAUUUUACUAGUAGACUCAUAGACUACAGAGGUGGAGAAAACGCCCCCGCUUAAGUUUAUGUUUUCUUAGGAGUUAGAACAACUCUGAAUAUAGUACUAUGUCUGUGACCCUAUAUGUCCUGUUGAUGAAGUUAGGUGCUGUUCUGAGCAUUAUUUGUGGCUAUAGAGUGGCGUUUUGGUUGAGCGUGUGUCUCUCUGUAUUACUAUCCUGCGGUCGUUACUAAAGUUGGUAUAACUAGAGAAGCAAGCGGUCGACAACAUUCAUCUCUGGAGGGGGGGGUCUAACUCGGUGUUACAGUGUGUUUGACCAUAAAUUAAUUUUACGCUGGAAUAUCCCUUUAAUACUGAGGUCACUACUACUGAACUUUAAGAUUACUUACACUGUUAUUGUCUUAAAUACCUGAUGAAUUCGGUCAUUAGCUGAUUAGAGCCUGUCAUAGCCACAGACUCUAUCCUCUCGCUCGAUCUAUCCCUCUGUUUUACUAACACACACCUGCCUCCUCCUCUCUCCUCCUCCUCUCUGCUCUCCUCUGUAGCUUCAACUAAAUGUUAGGAGAUAUUUUAAUCAGAAAUGAGAGAAGUCGACUUGAUUAGAUUAGAUUUUUUUUGCAGUGUAGGCCUCAUCCGGUCAGCUGGCUGUCAUGGGGUAGAGUUUUUGGUGUUUUUGUCACUCAGCAAAUGAUUCAGUGUAGAUUCUGAAUAACCAUAUCAGGUACGUUGGCUGAAUUUUAGUGUAAUAGAUGAGUUAAAAGACCCUCACAGGUUAAGUUACCCUUUUUAAAACUCAUACUUCAUCAAUGACCAGAGGAAUAUAAAAUCUCAGGUUUUUUAAAUGAAGUUUGGUUUGACUUUUCUUCCCUCAGAGAGCAGCUGUUGGAGUCCACACCCUGACACAGAUUCAUCCUGACAGCUUGACUGACAGUGAUUUGAAACUCUCUUGGAGACGUUGAGUAUUUAGGAAUAUAUUUUAAAAAAAAUCCUCAUUAUCGUCUGAGCCGGUCUUCACAUGGGGGUCAGGAGAUUCUGGUUUUAUUACAGUCCAGCACCGUGCCUGUUUAGAUCAUACUGACCUUUAGAGGUCAGGGGUUUAUCUCUGCGCCUCGAUUGGUCGCAGUAAUGUAGGAAAGGUCUGGAGGUACAGUGUGUGUGUGUGUGUGUGUGUGUGUAUCAGGCUGUGUCAUGUGUGCAGCCCCGAGGAGAACUAUGUGAUGGUCACGUUCAGGCUGUGAAACCUCUUUGUGAGGGUUUGAGCUCCUUCAGCUCCUCAGAGAAAAGCUGGAAAAACGACCUCUUUUGUUUGGCGUCCUUUCUGCUCGGUGAAGUUUCUCUCUUAUUUGACCUUUCUCAUUCAUGAUCUGAGAUGUUUAGUGACUCGGUGACCUGUCAUCGACCUGUGUCAGUCCUCUUAUGUUGUUCCUGGAUUUUUACACUUGUUGUCUGACAUUAGUCAAAGCAGUCCUGCAGAGCUGGAUCAUUUUGACAGAGUCAGAGACCUUUUUGUUUCAAAGCGGAAACAUCUCUAACAGCUCUCUCCUCAAAGUCAUCUCAGUCUUUUUACUCGUUUCAGCAGAAGUCGGCGGUCUUCUUCUGCCUCAUCUGUUUGUUUUUCUGUAGAAAAUAUGCUGCAGACAGACAACCUCUUAAAAAGGACCGAGUCUGUUAAAAAAAAACACUUGUAUAGUCAUUUGUUUUGAGGUCUGGUUGGUUUGGACAUGCUCUUUCGCUACCGGAUCCGUCCCUGAAACCUGAUUUGUACUGUGCAUGUGUGACACGUACGUCACUUCCUCUCUUGACAUUUUAAUGUAUUUUACAGCAGUGAGUCGCUACCUACCCGAUCCGUACUGCUCAAGUACAAAUUUACUUCACCUUAAAAACUUUAUUUAAAUUACCGAUUGAUUCAGAAACAAGCUGGCGAUGUGACAGGCUAGCUGGCAGGAGGCUCCAGAGCUAAUGCGAGGUAUUCUCCAGAGCUCCUGCCCAGCACAGUGAGACCUUUUGGGCCACAGAGAGCGCCACCACCUGGCCAAAAUUAUGGUUCUCUGGUUUUUCAAAGUAUCAAGGAGGGAUUUAUUUAUUUCAAUCAUGUAUUUUAUAAAUUAAAUUUAUAAACAAGAAGCCGACACAUUAUGGACAAGGAAUAUUUUUAUACAGCGUUUCAAUUUUAACACUGAAAUAUUCACAGUCAUUCAAGCCUUUUAGAACUACGUUACAAUUUUACAGUUUAGCUAGAGUAGGAACCUUUAAUCGUGAAACUGGGCGCCAUUCUCUUGACUUUGCGGCGCUCUGCUUCAGUCGAGAGAAGAACUCAGUUCAGGAGAAAAGCGCGUGGCUGUUAUAAACUGAAGCAUCGAUAAACUGAAGCAUCCUUUCUGUCUGUAGCGAGCUCGCUGAUGCCGAAGCUGUUGCAAACCGUGAGGGACAAAGAACUGUUGAGCUGUUGCAAAGAUGGCUAAUAGAGGAAGUGACAUACAUUUCGCACAUAUGCAGUACAAAUCGGGUUUCUGGGACCUUGUGAGCUCUAGCUUCUAACUGGACCUUCACAGGUCAGCUGAUCACAGCCUCUGAUUGGUCAGUGGACCAUAACAAAGACGACAGCCUCCAUCUGCCAUAAAAACAGUCAGAGCCACUUUUGUAUCUGAGUAUUACACGCAAAGUGUGUUCUUUUUUUUUAUCUUGUAGUACCCUUGUUGGUCCAGCAGGUGGCAUGUGUGCGAUGGGAUGACUGUUGUCGUCGUCAUUGUUCUUUGUGUUUAAGUUACUGUUUGUUUACGAGUAGAUGUAAAUCCACAGGGCUGUUUUUGUGGAUCUAUUCACCGAGUAAACAAAGUUUUCAUAUGUUUAUCCAUGUCGUUGUCCCAGCUGUAGCUCUGGUUAAAGACGAGAGCCAUCAUGCUGUCAGGCGCCACUACCUGGAUGUAAACAAGCACAGAUGAUAGCUGAUAGAAAAAGCUCGUAGUGUGGUGUGGUCUCUCGUGAAAAUGAAGAUAAAGUUGUGUAAAGGCUGUGUGGAGGUAAACUGUUGCUCAUGGACUCUUCAGCCUCUAACUUUUCACUGUUUAAAAAUAUAUCAGAUAUAUUUUGGGUAAAUGAAUGAACCAGGUGAUCAACAGUAAAAUCACCCAAUUUGAUCCCUUCUGAACAGGGUCAAUCACCCUGACUGUAAAAAUCAUAUUUAUAUAGUGUCAUGUCUCUGCAUUCAAAACAUGUGGUUAUAAUGGGAGUCAAUGGGGCAAAAACAGCCACUAAUACCGCUAAAGAAGGUUUUUGAAAAUCAGUCGCUGCACGAAAACUGAAUAUGCAUUAAAACCAAUUAUGUUACUAAUCUUUGACGUAUCCAAGACUGUGAUAGCAGGUACAAAAAUUUCUCUGUCCAAGAACUUUUUAUAAUGAAAAUAGCUCAUUUUCAGUGACUGUCUUUUCUAAAUUGGCAUCUAAAGGGUCAAAAUUUUAAUAUUUAAAAAAUAAUUAGUAGUUUUGAUCAAGACUGAGGUUGAUUAACAGAUUUAUGCAAAAAAAAAAGAAAAACAAAUUCAUCAGAUAUUUAUUUUUACAGCAAAGUUAGUGACUGACAACAGCCGCUAAUACCACUAAAGGGUUGUAAAUUUGCCGACAGUGUACUUUUGACUUUCUGAAGAUUUUGAAAUAAUAUUUUCAAAUUAAAUGCAAAAUUAAGGUUUGUCAGCAAAAAUCAUGUCAUUUGCUUCAAUACAGUGACAGUUAUGGUCAAAUUAAGAGUAAAAAGUGACUCUUAGUGGACGAUUCUGUCACCAAUACUGCAUAAGGGUUAAUGUCUUAGUGCACAAAGCAUCCUCUGGGGGACAUGAAACUCCUCCAGUUUUUGACCUCAUGAGUUUGAAUCUGAGCUCAGUGGUCUCAGUCAGAAUCAGUGUUUCUCAGACGCUUUUUAAACUCAGGGUGUUUUCUGCACAGACUGGAGCAGCAAAGGUCAGGACCUGGAUCUGAACUGUGGCGACAUCGUAAGCACCUUAUCAUGAGGAAGUCAGGGGUCGGUUUGUGAGGUUGGUCUUUCCUAAAAAUCCAUCUAUUGAUGGUCUCAGUCUGCCUCCUGGGGAUGUCCGACCUUUAAUCAGCUCUGUCGUCUGCUGGAGCGUGUGUCCUCCUCACACACUCCUGCUGCCUCGAGCUGAGACGUCAGCUGAGAGGCGAGAGCAAACCGGGGGACGGAAAUUCCUCUAGACCACUGAAUACCCUGUUAGCAUCAAGUUUAAGGGUCACGAGGACCACCAGGGUCACAUGACUCAUUCCUUGGUUUCCUCCCUGCUGAGCGGUCUGACAGGAGGCCUCCUGGGCGGGGAGUGUGUCUGUGCUCUGAGGGUCUGUUUUCCAGUCUGUACUGGAGCUGAGGGAAGAUGAAGCUGGUCUCUGAGCACAGAGAUGAGGUGAGUUUUAAACCUGUUGUUGAGGGAUCUGGAUUUGGGUUCAGGACGGUGGACUGAUCAGAGAGCAGAUAUGGGGGAAAAGUUUGAAGCUGCUUUUGGACUCAACAACAGAUGAGAGUUUGUGUCUUUCUUGUGUGGUGAUCCAGAGGAGCUCAGAUGGACGAAACGUGUCCCUCUGCUACACAGCUUCUCUUCUUGGUGCUGUUACAGGAUUACAGAAAAACUCCAGGACUGAUUUUCUGAGAAGUCGGUAAAAACAUGAAGGUAUGAAACAAACGACACCUGAGAGAGUUUUUAAUCCAAACUGCUCCUGUGAAUGAUCGGCUGCUGAGAGUUAGAAAACAGUCUGUGAGUCUGUGAGAAGUAAGAAGACGAGAUGAGAGAGCAGGUCAGUGUUUGACAGGAGGAGCGUCGUUUAGUGGCUGAUGAUUGUGAAGGAUCUGAUAAUGAUGAUAGUGAUGAUAAUGCUGGUAAUGGUUACAAUGUUGAUAUUCCUGAUAAUACAGAUAACUCUAAUAACAGAGUGCAGAUAAUGUUGAUGAUGCUGGUAAUGUUGAUAAUGAUGAUAAUAGUUACAACGUUGAUAUCCCUAAUUAUACAGAUAACUCUAAUAACUGAAUGUGGAUAAUGCCGAUAAUAUUGAUAAUGUUGACAAUGUUCAGAAUGUUAAUUUCCCUGAUAAUACUUAUUCUUAUAACUGAAUGUAGAUAAUGUUGAUAAUGCCUUUAACGUUGAUAACCCUGAUAAUGCUGACAACACUAAUAAUGUUGAUAACAUUGGUAACCCUGGUAAUGCUUAUAACCCUUAUAAAGCUGAUAACCCUGAUGAUGUAGAUAAUGAAUAAAAAUUGCCAAUAAUGUUGAUAACAUUGAUAAUGCUGAUAAUGACAAAAGACUCAGAAUGCUCAUCAUGCUGAUAGUGGCAUUAAAAUAAAAUUGAUAAUGCUGAUAAUACUGAAAAAGCUGAUAAUAUUGAUAACACUGGUAAUGCAGACAACACUAAUAAUGGUGAUAAUGUUGGUAACAUUGGUAAUGCUUAUAACCCUGAUAAUAUUGAUCACCCUGAUGAUGUUGAUAAUGAAUAAAAAAUGCCGAUAACAUUGAUAAUGCUGAUAAUGUUGAUAAAGUUAUCAACACUGAUUAUCCUGUAAACACUGAUAAUGCAGUUAAUGCUGAAAGUGAUACGAAUGCUGUAAUGCUUAUAACGUUGAUAAUGCUGAUAAUGCUGAUAAUGAUAAAAGACUCAGAAUAGUGAUCAUGCUGAUAGUGACAAUGAUACAGCAGAUAAUGUUGAUGAUGCUGAUUACUCUGAUAACAACAAUAAUGCUUUGAUGCUGAUAAUGUCUAAUGUUGAUAACACUGGUAAAACCAAUAAUGCUGUAAAGCUGAUAAUGCUGAUCAUGUUGAUAAUGCUGAUAACCCUGAUAAUGCAGAUAAUGUUAAAAAAACAAUGAUAUCACCAAUAUUGCUGUAGUGCUGACAAUCCUGAUAAUGUCGAUAAUGCCGAUAACUCUGACAACAACAAUAAUAAUGCAGAUAAUGUUGAUAAAGCUAAUAAUGCUGAUAAUGUGGAUAGUUUGUCCGAUAACACCAAUAUUGCUGUAAUGCAGAUAAGGUGGAUAACACUGAUUACACCUAUAAUACUGAUAAUGCAGAUAAUGUCGUUAAAGCUGAUAAUGCUGAUAAUGUUGAUAAUGCUUAUAAUAUGGAUAACUCUGAUAAUGCAGAUAAUGCUGAUAACACUGAUAAUGCAGAUAAUGCUGAGGAGCCUCAGGAGCUAGGAGACCCCAGCCUCUCUUAAAGGGGACCACCGUCCCGUCCUGCGAUCCGUGCCAAUCACUGCAAAGUAACAUGAACUCAGAGCCGUGGUGGUAAAAGUCAGGAGACAGGUUUUUGUGGCCUUCCUCACCCUGUCAGGAUUCUCAAUCGCACACUCACCCGUUCACUCUCCAUGACCUAAAGUGAUGAGGACCUCCACACUUGGUUCUGACCGACCCAACAGAAAACAGGACAAAUGGAACUUCUUCUUCUUCUUCUAACUAAUAUAGGAGAGUUUUCCAGCAUACCAUCAUCAAUCUCAGCUGAUGAUCCAAACAAAGUGGUUAAUAUUGUUAUCAAUAAUUUUAUUCAGCUUGUUUUUGGUCUUUUUAUUUGCUGGAUUAAUCCAAGAACACAGAGGACUCUGAAGGUCUGUGUUUUGGACUUUGUUUCCCUCUUCUCAAACAUGAAUAAUGGGCCAUAACUCGAUUUCUCUCAAAUAUCAGGCAUCUCCACAUGCUUUGGAUUGGAGACACAGCGUUCCCGGUUAUGAUUCAUCUCUUAGUUUUGUUUGUAGUUUGAACGCUCAUGUUCGAGGCUCAGAUCUAAGUCUGUGAACUUGUUUGUCUCUCUGCAGGAUCCAGACCUGCAGCUCCUUAUGGCUGUGUAUGAUGAGAACAUCCUGAAGAACCCUUUCUACGUGGCCUUAGAGAAGCAGAGACCGGACCUCUGCAGCCGAGUGGCAGAGCUCCACGGCAUCGUGAGUCCCAGCAGUAAAAACUCAGACCAAAUCCUGAUGUUGACUCGCUUUUUAGGAGACAGAGAGUUCUGCGUUCAGCCUCUCAGCCCACUCUCCACCUUCAGGUCUAAACAAAAUCAGAGUUUGGUUUUCUCGAUCAGCGCAGUAAGAUGAAACUUUUCUAGAAAAAAAAACGUCCUCUGAGUGAAUCGACAAAUAUCAAAUAGCCUAAAUGUCUCCUAAACGCCCGCAAAUUCAUGUUUUAGCUCCUGGAGACGCCUGAAACCUGAGCAGACGGGGAUCAGAUGUUUGAAUGGAGACCAGCAGCAGAUCUGUCAAAACAUCGGCAGAAUGCAGGAAAAUGCGUCUAACUGGAUUAUAGCGUCUAACAGGCGUUACACAGCAGACUGCUGACCUGGAAAAUCACUUACACAACACAGUACAGAAGAAGACAGGCUACAGGCUCAGAGGAUCGUCAUGAGACACUUCCUGGUUUCAUAUUCGACCUUAGUAUCAGGUCAUUAAAUCCUCGUAAAAACACGUCCUCUUUUCACAGAAUCAGGAGGAACGUUUGAGUUUUGUGCCCAUGAUGAUCAGCUGGAUGAUGACAGGCUGACAUGUAAAUGUUCUUUAUUCAUACAACCCUUUAUAAGAACCCUUUAUAAGUGCUUUACAGUAGGAAAUAAAAAUUAAUAGAUAAAUACAAUGAAAUAAAAUAAAGAGUCACCACGCUACUGGGUAUUAAGUCUCAUUUCCAGACUGAAAGACUCGGUCACCCCAGUGUUUGUGUUUUGACCUGGGCACCUCUGGGAGAAGUUAGUUUGACGACCUCAGAGCUCCCGAACGGUUAAAAGCUCAGUUAAAUAGAUGAGGACGAGGACAUUAAGAGCUUUAAAAACGAACUUUAAAAGUCUAAAAUCAAUCCUAAAAGAGACGAGAAGACGAUGAAGGGAGUGAAGGACAGGAGUGAUGAGCUCACGUCUGUUAGUGUCGGUUAAAAUCGUGCCCUGAGUUCGUCCUCAUCAGGAGAAGACAGUUUGGUCUGAAAUGUCUGUUUGAAUCCCAGCUGAGUGUUGAAUCGGUCAAAGUUAAAGUUCUGUGUGACCCACUCCUGCAGGUUCUGGUUCCUUGUUGUGGGAGUCUGAACGUCAGCAGCUACGCCGACUCUCAGUUCGACAGCUAUGUGCUGCACCCGGCGGAGGAGGGAUACCAGACUGCAGAUGGAAAGGUUCGUGUUUUCUCACAGAGAGCGUCACCUCACCAACAAACAGCUUUAAGUGACAAACGUUUGUUCAUUUCCUGAAACUCAAAGACCUAAUGCCUCUGCAGGAACAGGUUUUUCUUAAUAAACAAACAGUUUCUGCGUCUUAUCAGCCGUCAACGAGUCCAAAAACAAGAUUUUUUUCCUGAGUCACAUGAAAGUGUUUGUUUUAAAGAUUUCCAAUCCUCCAGUUUUUGUGGUUCUUCUGUUUACAACAUGAGGCCAAGUUAGUUUAUUCCACUCACCGGUUUACUGACUGCUACCUGAUGAGGUGGUAAGUUGACGCACCCUGUUGGAAAAGUCCAGGGGCCUCAUUUAUCAACCGUGCGUACGAACAUUCCCACGCAAAAUCUGAAAUUGAUCGACCUGGACUUGUUCUUAGGAACGUGAGUAAAUGUAAGCCCAACUCUGAGCAGGCUUACACACAAACCCUAGUGGUAGAACAGUGAAACUACAUGUAGAACCAUUAAAGGAGUCACUGAGUACAGCAAUCUCAGACUUCACACGUUAUCUGUUCCCUCUGUACAUAACUGAUCAAUUAGUUAUUGAUUGAAUCAGCUGUGACAGGACAACCUCAGAAGAAGUCUGACAAGUACAAAAACAAAAACAAGUAUCACAGCUUAUUUUAAACUAUCGGAGGACUUGGAGAACCGCGUUUCCAGAGAGCGUGCUGAUCUGUUCGGUGAGAACACAGCAGUGUUGUUUUCGUCAGGCAGGACGAAAACUUAAAUGACGACGUCAGACCCCUUUUUUCCUUGACGAAAAUGAGACUAAGACGAACGUCACCAAAGCUCUGUAAAGACUAAAAUGUGACGAAAAUUGUAUUCAUUUUCGUCAGACGAGAACGAGACGAGACUAAAUUGUUAUUAGGUGGACGAACAAAGUUUCAAAACAUGCUUUUUUUUUGUCCUAACAGUCACGCCCCCAUCACACACGCACCAAAAGCCUCGCUCGCGCACAGCUGCGCGCACACACUCAUACACAUACACAGAGCGGCAGGUGGACGAGGCGCGCGCACACACACACCGUGGCGGCAGGCACAGCAGCGGUGGCCAAAAAAAGAGGGAUGAUUUUUGGUCCUACUUCAGAUACAGUUCAAGUGACAAUAAAACACAAUGUCUUGUACGGGGAGACGAGACAGACGACAGUUGUGGAGCCACAGCUUCCUCAUGCUGCGGCUUCAAACUGUCGGGAAAGAACACAACGAACCUCAAAAGGCACCUUUUUGUUGACUAAAACUAGACGAAAACCUUUUGAGUUUUCGUCGGACUAAAACUAGACGAAAACUAUCAAGGAUAGAAAUGACUAAAAUGGGACUAAAACGAAGAAGCAUUUCGUCAAAAUGACUAAGACUAAAACUAAAUCUGAAAUGCCUGCCAAAAACAACACUGAUCCAGCUCCUGUCCACCCUAACCCCAACAUUUCAGCCUGAGAUCGGAGACAUAGACGACAUUUCACAGACAACGCUAAACAGAAUCAUGUCGGCAGAGUUGAUCAAUAAUUUCUCUGGGAUUGUUGAUACCAUAUAUGGUCAAUUGGAGGCGUUUCUGAAUGUAAAUGACCCUAACCAUGAACGAGCACGGUAGGAAAGAACAGGUGGGAUUUAUCAUCACCGAUUACUUGCGUGUGUUCGUACGACCGUGUCCACAGGUUUGAGAAAUACAGAUUUUUUUGUUCUUACACAAAUUUUAAAUUUCAUUCCUACGACAGAAUUUAGAACCUUUUCUACGCACAGCUGAUAAACGAGGACCCUGGACUUUUUAUGAUCCCGUGUGACCCCAUCAUGACCCCAAAAACCCAGAUUCACCAAAGUUGUUGAUUUUGUGUGUUUCAGGAGGUCAGGAUCCAGGACAGGCAGGUCCUGCUGGGAUCCGGCUUCCCUGCCCCGGUGUCGGUCCCCAUCCUGUUUGAAGAAACCUUCUACAAUGACCAGGAGCAGAGCUACAGCAUCCUGUGUAUCUCCAGGCCCGUGGAGGUGAACCCCAGCCCGGCCGAGCUCAGCCCGCCGCCCCCCUACUGCCUGAAGAGUCUGGAGGACGUCCGAGAGUUCCUGGGCCGCCACGCCCAGAAACUGGACAAGUUCAUCAUGGGCUUCUGCCUGGCCUUCAAGGAGCAGGAGAGGAAGGGGCUCAGGCAUCACAUCGUAAGACGGCUCUCUUCUUCUCUCCUUCCUUUACCGUUUCUUCAGUCUCCUUUAUUCAAUCUUAGACCUGAUCCUUUGGACCUUUAGGUAUCAGAAGUCCUGUCAGGACCUCUCUUUGAACCCGAGCAGCUAGGAGCAGUUUUCCUGUUUCCAAGAAGAGAACAUGUCUCGGUGGGUCAGGGAUGAGGUUUCCCUGCAGGACUGAUCGAUCUCUGUUCUUCUCUCCUCUCAGGACUCGGUGAACGGUCUCUACACUAAAUGUCUUCAGUGUCUGCUCAGAGACUCUCGCCUGGUGAGUAGACCUAAACCUGCAGGACCAGCUUGGACCUAAAAACUGUCGAGACAGGAGGAGUUAAAUCAAGAAAUAUCUCCUGUUCUUCGGCACUUUCUCCGCCGUUUGAAGAGAGGCACGCAUGUCUGAUUGGAUCUCAGAGGCUUUUUGAAGUUUGACCUUCAAAGUCUCUUCAAGCCCUAAAGAUCUCCUCCUCCUCCUUCUCUCUCUGGUCUGACCUGCGACCUCACAGCAUGUCGAUCAGAAACUCGAUAUGAGGAAGCCUGGCCGUCCCUCUGGAGUCUAAUCGAAUCAGAUCUAAUUGAAUCUGAGUCUGAGCUGUUUUCAGGCCUGUGUGUUCAGCCUCACCACAGACAGAGGGAGUCUGAUCGCUGCUCUCUGCACUGACUUACUGACUGACUGACUGACUGAUUGACUGACUGAUGUGAUCUGUGCAUUAGCCGCUUUGACAAACACGGAAAUGAACUCCAAUGUGAUUUUUUUUUCUCUCUCUUUUUGCAGAAACUUCUUGCCAAGCAGGAGCUGCAGAUGACUCUCCUCAAACAGGCGGUGGAGGUAACCUGCUGAUUUAAAGGGACAGUUCACGGUUGUUGUGUUUGACCAUAGACUGUAAAUACUACGGACAACUUGGCUCCGCCUCCCGCCAGUAUACGGAUUUGAAGCCUAAAAGUUCUCGGUAUUUCCGCGUUUUUUCUCCAUUUCCUUAAACCAACAUUGCGCAGUAACGUUGUACGCAUUCGGCAGCAGAGUCACUGUGAUGACAGCGUAUCCCCCGAGUGAGCUACGAUAUCUCUGUCCUCCCAUAGGCUGUAUCAGGUGUCAAUCAAAGAAAACAUGAACCCCCUAAUAACUUUUAAAAAUGGAGCUGUACAGAAAAAAGAGGACUUGAGCACAAACCAGUCUGACAGUAACUACAUGUCAACAUCACAACCAGGGGGGAGAAACAUUUAUAUUCUGUGUCAUUCAUUUAUAAAGUUUGUCCACAGCUCCAUAAGGAGGCGGGGUUUAUGACCUAUACUGCAGCCAGUCACCAGAGGGCGCUGUUUUUCGCGGUGGCUUCAUUCAACGAGGAGGCAGACGGCGUCCGUUCUAUAAACAGUCUAUGUGUUUGACUUUAAAGGUCCGUUUUAACGUCGCUUUAAACGGUCUCCACAUUUCGGUGUCCUGAAGUCUUUUUUUUGUCUCUUCUCACCUCAGAUGUAUGUUCAUCAUGGUAUCCAUGACUUAAUUUUUAACUUUGUGGGAACGCUUGAAGCCAGCCAGGUGAGUCCGCCACAGAGAACAGAGAGCUCAGCAGCAGCAUGUUCGCUUUUCUCUCCAGAUGACGGUCAGACAUAUUUCUGCCUCAGUCUUAAAUCAGCUUUAAAAGUCUUUUAUGAAAACUCAGUAAGUUAAAGAUUUAGUUCAAAUCUCUGACGUUGAUCGUCUUCAGUGAUCAGCUGAUCUCGUGUCCGUUCUCUGCAGGAUGCCGCCUUCAACAAAAUCAGCCGGAGUCUGCAGGAGCUGCAGCAGAAGGAUCUGGGAGUCAAACCCGAGUUCAGGUAAACCGAAGUGACUGCAAAACCACGCCUUAAAAACCAAAAUAUAAAAACCAUAAAUACACCGCUGAAUCAAUCAAUAAUAUCAGUGAUCACCUUAUCUGUGAAGCCCCGGUAAAGACAAACGAAAACAUAUUUACAAACCCAGAGAGAUGAGAGGGGCUCAGACAGAUCGUGGUCCAAACAGUUGGAGCGAUACAACGAGAAUAAACCUGAAUGACAGUUUAGAUACAGAUUUACCUUCAAGACUCCUGGAGCAGUAAACUCCAGCAGGACGACAAAGAGCUGGAGAAGACAACGUCAUAUCAUCUGGAACAAACCACGAAGAGAGGAUGAAACUGAAAAAAUCAAGUCCGGGACAGUCGGAUCAGAGCGUCAGUGACGGUGUUGUCAGAUCAGAUCGACAGUUUCCAGCCCAAACCACAAAGCUGCCAGACACCCGUGUAAACCCGUAAAAUAAUAACACAUGCAGUAGAAAACGCUCGUAAGUAUCCAGACCUUCAUGUAGCAUCAAAUAACCACACAGAAAUGAUAAAAAGGUUUAAUUGUAACAAACACGAGCGCAGUAAAUCAACCGUAGACGACACAAACUGCAAGAUGAACCUCUGGCAUCCCAGCGCCAGGCCCAGAUUAGUAACAAUGACCGCUGCACGUUAAAAAAAGGUGCAAAACAUCAGAACACAACAUUAGAAAGCACAUAUAUGAGAGAAAUUAAGAAAAAAAAAAUAAUAAUAAUAAUAGUGAUAAUAAUAUUAAUAAUAAUAAAAAUAAUGAUAAUAAUAAUUAUAAAGUAUAUUAAGUAAAUAACAAAGACUAAAUACAUAUAUAGACAUAGGGCAAGGUGCUGUGCCGCAUUCAGUCCGGGGUUGGGGGGGGGGAUGCAGGCAUGCAGGCAUGCAGGCAUGCAGGCAUGCAGGCGGGUCUCGCGCGAGUGGGAAGGUACCCGAGGUGGUCCACAAAUUUCUUCUACUUCUUCUUCUUAUUAUUAUUAUUAUUAGUAUUAUUAUUAUUAUUGAUAUUGUUCGUGUAUUAUAAUUUUCUUUUGCUUGUCUGACAAUUGUAAUAUUUAUUUAUUUAUUUAUUUAUUUUUUCAUUAUUAUUCACAUAUAUAAUACACACGCCACACACACACACACACAAAAACACAAAUGCCAUUGUUUGUUGUAUGUCUUGUAUUGUCACACUGCACAAAUAAAAAAAAAAAAAAAGGUGCAGAAAUAAAUUUAUUUACAUCACAAAUGACCCGUAUGAGGACUAAAACAAACAAAAAUGCACAGAGCGCCUCUUCCUGCCUCUCUUUUCUCCUCCCCUCUUUUUCUCCGCCCUGCUUUGCACACCUGUGCCGCUGAAAGACGCACAUGACCUGUCCGUACAGCAUCUGAUUGAGAUUUCAAACACACGGCCACGAAAAACUAGUUUUAAAAUAAACGAGCAAAUGCUGUAAAUGGGCGACAAAUCAGUCACAGUGCAAAUUAGAGAAGGUGACAUAAAGAAUCUUCUUACCUUUUACACAGAUUCAGCGUCUUUCUAUUAACUUGAACAAUAUUGAGAACGAAAAACUCACCAAAAGCAGCUCAAAUUUUAUUCACCCGCCUAAUGAAUUUUUCCCUCGCCUGACGUAAACGAGAGCGAUCAGGAAUGAAAAAUUCAAUCAUUCGAUAAAAUUCUGGUACCUGAAACUGUUUUUUUUCUUCCCGAUGUUACAAAACCGUCAGCAGCACCAGAAAUGUUAAAAGAGACGAAAUACGGCGGGAAGUUUAGAAGCUAGCGGCGUGUUUAAGACCUUCCUGCUUCAGUCAGUCUUUUCUUUAGAUCGCUCUCAAAUGUGACAAAAACAACGCCACUGAAAAUAAAAUUAGCAGAAGAUACAAAGAUUUGUCAUGAAGAUUUAAUUCCUCGUGUAUUUUCACUCCAGCAGCUCCUCUCCUCUGUGUCCCUCCUGUCUUCUUCUCUGUCCACCGUCCUGUCCUCUCCAAAUAAAGACAAAGAUUUUAAAUCAGAGCAAAAUCAGAGACGUGAACAUGUUUGAACUUCUCUGUAAUGUUUUACGUCUGUGUUUAUUCAUCCUUCUGUGGCUCAAAUGUUGUUAUUUCUUUAAAUCUUUCAGUCUAUCUUUGAUUCGACUUUGACGCUGUUAUCUCUUUAUGUAAAACAUCGGUUUACAGAUAAUGAUUGACACCCUCAGCCGUCAGAAGGCUCCGAUGAGAGAGAAAGAAAACGUCAAAAUAAGGAUAAAAAUCCGGCUGAAAUGUUCUCAGUAUUUCCCAGAGCGUGCAGCCCGUCUCAUGGCUCUCACUAACAGAUUAAUGUCACAGUGGGCUUUAAUUGUCAGCAUGUGAUGAAGUCUGAAAUCAGAGCUUGUGAUGAGAUGUUUUUAUAAAACUCUGGAAUGGUCUCAUCGUUCUUCAGGACACUCGGAGCCUCGUCUUUGCUCCUCUCUCUGUUCCUGCGUCCUCUCUCGCUCACUGAUUCUCCAAACUGAGAACGUGUUUUUAUUUCCUGUCUCUGCAGCAUCAACUUGUCUCGGGCCAAGAGAGAGCUGAGUCAGCUCAACCAGCAGACCUCCCCCCUCCUCAAGCUGCUGUGUCUGCGCAGAGUCGCUCUGACCGCCACACAGACCCCCAGACGCACAGGUACGCCCGCCACCGUGACCGACAGUGAAGGGAGGCCGAUGGUGCAGCUACUAAAGCGGUACCUCAUACCACCAGGGGGCACCAGAGAGCUCACGCCGUAUGCAGCUUUUGGUGGACAUAAAGGAGUGAGAUUACAGAGGAUAGAACACACCUUUAGCUCCGCCCCCGCUCAGUUUUUCUAGCGUUUUCCUCCGAGCUGGAGCGUAACAGUCCUGGACUCGUUUCCGACUCACAAACUUGAACCGGUUUGUUUUCAGGUGUUCUGACCGUGCAGAGACAGACGUGAUCAAUCAGUCUGUCUUUGAAACUUUCUGCUGUCAGAUUUUCAGCUGCUGUUUCCACUGUCACAUCCUCUUUACCUCCACUCUGCCCCCUGCUGUUCAUGUGCUGUUCACCAAUGAAUGAAUGAAUGAUUUAUUUAUUUAUUUCGAUAUAAUAUGACCGAAAGGGUCUAAGCAGAAGCAAUGCUUGUAAAGACCGACCUCUAAUACCAUACAUCGAGUACAUUAUAUUAGGGCCUGACCGAUAGGGAUUUUUUGGGGCCGAUUCCGAUUAACGAUUAAUCGGCAGAUUCUUUAAAUUUUUUAUGAAGUUAUAAAAAAUAUAUAUAUAUAUAUACUGUAGAUAUCUACAUUGGUGUCUCCGUGUCUUCACUCCCGUUCCUCAUUUCCGGUCCGGUCUGAUCUGGAGACAUGCAGCUGCCUCAGUCAGAGAAGUAUCUCGAUCACUAAUGUGUACUGUUGUUUAUUCUACCGUUACUGACACGGCUAACAGUGUAGCAAGAUGUUAGCAGGUGGCUAACUCUAACUUUAGCUUCAUAUCCCAUGGUGCUUCAGCGUUAAGUGGGCGUGACCGAGACCAGCCCAGCGGGGAACAUCGUGAAGUGGGUUGAACUGAAACUUGUCGACUUAUUGUGUUUUUCACAAACUGGUUUAUUUCCCGUUGAGGCGGACCACUCUCCUCCGUGUCCCUGAGCUGCUGCUUCAGAUCCGUCACUCUGCUGUGCUGUGAGGGAGUUAGUGGAUGAAGAUCGGCAUGAGGUCGCUGUAGCGCCAUCUACAGGAGAAGUCGGGGAACUUUUCAAAUGGUGGAACAUUUUCAAAGUGAAACCGAGUCUUAUUCUCCUUAUUUCUGAAAAUAUCGGCAACAAUCGUCGAGUUAGAGUCAUGAACAUGUUUACACUUCACAUUCAUAAUCAUUCAUCAUUUUCUCUACAAUAUUGAGUAAUAACAUUUUCCUCGUAAAGUCUCUUAAAGACAUUUUCUCAUUUCUACCGGACAGUCGACUUCCAUAUUUUCACUCCUUUUACAGACUCACUAGAAUUUGAGUUUCUGAAAUAAUCCACAGCCUCUUCGGUUGUAAUUAGAGUCCCUCAGUUUAAACAGGUUCAUGUUGCGGUAAGGUUAGGUUUUUGUAUUGUGGUUUAAUCUACGAGGUCUUUAAUAAAUUUAAGGAAGUAAAAAGGGGAUGAGUUUAUUCAUGUUAAUGUUUAUUGCAGAUGACUCCUACAGCUCGCUUUUGUCAAACAAAUACUGGGUUUGUGUUUCUCCAAAUCUCAAUACAAUAAAUCAUGUACAGAGUUAUCAGGGAACAGUUUAGAGCGGCUAAAACUCUUUCUGUGAAAGUAAAUCUUUGGUUUUAUACAGAACGGCGUUAGAUUUUGAUAUUUUCUAUGUAAUAUGAUUUAUGUGUGAUUUCCAACUAAGUUUGUUAUCUACUAUGACCCCGAGGAAUUUGUUCUCAGUUAUUACCUCCAUUUCCUUAUUGUCUUUAGUUAGAUUUCUACGUUGAAUAACUUUCUUAUUUCCAAAUAUAAUACAUUCAGUUUUGCCAAGAUGGAGUGACAGUUUAUCGGUGUCAAACUGCACAUCGUGUCAUCACGCAUGCUUUUCUGUAUUCAUUAACACCAAGUGGAUCUGUGGCCUCCAUGCUUUAGGAUCUGAGGAUCUGGAGGAGCUGCAGGUGAUCGUCAGCCUGCAGCGUCUGCAACAAAACCCUGGAUCGAUAAAUACUUACAAUGUUCUCUCAAAUGUAACCCGAGAUCAUUCUCAGAGACAGAAAACCUUCUUUAGACUGUCAGAGCAGCUGAGGAGCCGUUCUGGUUCAGACCCGUUGAAAACCUGAACGAGGUCGUAUUGAGUUUUGACCCUUGACUUGGCAGCGUUGAACAGCCUGUGAGUGACUUUGUGGUUUAAACCUCUUAAACUCCUCUGGCAGGUUUUAAAAACACCAGAUUCCCUCUGAAGGACUUCUCCUUACUCUCACCUCAUCAGGGAGUCGGUGAACGGGUCACCUCUGCAGACGCUCGAACUGAUCUCCUCUGAGCGUCGUAAUCAGAUCAGCUCCUGGACAAUACCCGCUCUGUCAGACUCUAAUGUGUUUGUCCAGUUUGCUUUGGAAAUCUAAACUUAUCGUCCCACUGCGUCCCGCUGUCAGUCUGCAGAGUGGUACGAUCCGCUCCUAAUUACUGUUUGUCAAGCGGCCAAUUGAGUCGUUUGGGAGAGGGAUGUGUGUGUGUGUGUGUGUGCUUCCAGUGUUUCACCUAACUCUGUGUGUGUGUGUGUCUUUUUCUGCAGUCAGUAUAGAGGCGGUGUGUGCGGACGACCUGCUGUCUGUCAUCCUCUAUCUGCUGGUGAAGACUGAAAUCCCAAACUGGUGAGUAGGGAGGGGAUAAACUGUGACCUUUGACCUCUGUGGCCUCAGCAGAGGAAACAAAAAAAAAGCUGAUCCGUCAUUUCUGGGAACUGCGAAUUUUCCGACUGUCACUCCAGUCUGUCAUCAUUCAGCCUCCGACCGAGUCUGAGGAGUCUGACCGUACAGAGGUUCAGGAGGACCUGGUCCCGCAGUGAUCCUCUUCUUAAGGAGAGCAUGGUCUUGGUCUCCUCUUCAACACAACAUGAUGAUCAUUUUGUAAACUGUAAUGUUUAGCGGCGCUCCUGAUUGUAAAACAAGUAAUGUUUUCGGGCCCAACCCUGUCGAACCAGUCCUGCAAAGUUAAAGCAAACAGCGUGUAAAGUGAGGAUUUGUGCAAAGAGCUCAUUGUCAAACCUGAAGGGAGAUUAAGGAUUCACUAAAAUGUGACUUUUUAAGAGAUGAAUCUCCAAAACCACCUCUGCAAAGGUAAAGUAAGGAGGCCGUUAAGACAGUUUAAUGACGUGUGUACACAAAGCUGAUUUCCACAUCUGAGUGUAAAUCAAGGAUCAUUGAAAACUACUCAUGUAAACCUAAAGCAAGUGUCCUGUUCAGUAUAAAGUGUUUUUUAUUUUUGUGUGUUAAUUAUGAUUUAUUUACAGUCACCCUCCCGUCUGUUUAAACUGGUGACUUUUGUCGUUGUUUGUCCCCAGGAUGGCCAACCUGAGCUACAUCAGGAACUUCUGCUUCAGCCACUCCAGUAAAGAUGAACUCAGCUACUGCCUGAGCACCUUCGAGGCCGCAGUCGAGUACAUCAACCUGGGGAAGCUGCAGGACACACACCAUGUAAAUCACACACUUUCAACAGGGAGGGAAAUUCAAUCUUUUAAACUCCGUCUCUUACUGGUUCUGACGCUGGUCUGUGUUUUCUCCCAGGGCUCAGGUGAGCUGAACGACAAGGCCAUGUUCAAGGAGAGGAUGAGUCUGCUGUCUCAGAGCUCCGCCACGCCCAUCCACUGUCUGUUUGAGGUGAGCACAGGACUCUAAACCAUCUUUACAGACAUGGUUACAGACACGUCCAAGAGCAGGAUCUGUGAGAGCUAAAAUGAGGCCUCAUUUGGAUUAACUGUAAUCAGUGUUCACAUGAUAGAUUGGCAUGUGUGUUUGUUGUCGUUGUGUGUCUAUUAUAGCACAUCGCAAAUGGAAACGAAUCCGAGGUGGAGCGUCUGCUGAGUGAAGGAGAGAGCAACGAGGACGCCAGGAUGUGCCACCCUCUCUGCUCCUGUGACCUCUGUGACCUCCAGUUGUCCGGGUCAGCGAAGCUCAUUUGACUUUGUCAGUGCAAGGGCGAAUUCCCGACAAAAAUCACAUGAAAAAGCAGAAAAUACACAUAAAAUAACAUAAUGAAAACUCAAAAUACAAUAAAGAUCCAUAAAAUAUCAUAAUUAUACUGAAAAUACCACAUUAAAGUCUUCGAAUACAAUACCAAAAGUGUAAAAUAGCAUAAAAUACACAUUAAAUGCCAUUAUUAAGACUUAAAAUACGAUAAAAAAUACAUAAAAUAUCAUAACUCUUAAAAGACAACAAUAAAGUCUUCGAAUUCAGUGAAAAAACAUUAAAUAGUAAAAAAAACACACUAAAUGGCAUUAUAAAGACUUAAAAUACUAUAAAAAUACAGUAAAAAAAAACAUAAUAUAUCAUAAUAACUCUUAUAAUACCAUAGUAAUAGCUUAGAAUACAAUAAAAAUACAUAGAAUAGCAAUAAAUACACAUAAAAAUACCACAAUAAAGGCUUAGAAUACAAUAAAAAAACAAAACAGUAAUAAAUAUACAUAAAAAUACUAUAAUAAGUACUUAAAGUACAGUAAAAAUACGUCAUAACGACACUUAAAAUACCACAAUAAAGGCUUAGAAUACAAUUAAACAGCAAUAAAUACACAUAACAGUACUAUGAUAAAUACCAUAUGAUAAUACUUUAAAUACCAUAAUUAAUACUUAAAAGUACAAUAAAAAAAACAUAAAAUAUUAUAAUAACUCAAAAUACCCAAAACUUAAAAUACCACAAUAAAGGCUUAGAAUACUGUAAAUAAAAACAUAAAAUUGCUAUAAAUACACAUAAAAAUACCAUGAUAAAGACUUAAAAUACCAUAAUUAAUACUUAAAAAUACUUAAAAUAGCAUAGUAACACUUAAAAGACCACUAUAAAGGCUUAAAAUACAAUAAAACAGCAUUAAAUACACAUAAAAAUACGAUGAUAAAGACUUUAAAUACCAUAAUUUAUACUUUAAAAUACAAUAAAAAAACAUAAAAUAUCAUAAUAACUCUUAAAAGACCACAAUAAAGUCUUUAAAUACAAUACAAACACACAAAACACACACAAAACACCAUAAUGAGACAGUUUUGAAAAAGUUGAUUAAUAUUUCGUUCUUCUGUUUUUUUCACUCAUUGACACUCUGGACUGAGAGGCAGCUAUGGUGGGUGGUGGUGCUCAUGGGAAAUGUAGUUUUUAUCCUGAAGAAACAAACUGACUAAUCCAAAGAGAUCACCAGACUCUCCUCUCGGUGCCUUUAGACCAGCAGCAGCAGGGCCCCAAUAUCAGCUGAGGUGGAUUUAGUGUUAAAGUCCAGAGGUGUCACAGAGGCGGACUUUCUUCAUGGGGGGGGCGGUUGGUCGCAGGUUUGAAGUGACACAGAGAACAGAGCCUUUCUCUGACAGCACACACCUGUUCUUGGGUCGUUCUUGUCCGGUUUUUACUUUUUUAGAAACUUCACCGUCUCAUUUUCAUUUCCAUUCAAACUCAGUUCCCUUUUCGACUCGUGGUUUUACACCCGAGCCUUGAAUCAGGAACUGAACAUGUUUCACUUCCUGCUCAAAGACAAACAAAGGCUUUGUGUUGAUAUCUGCUGAACUCUGGGAUUACAUCAUGACUGUGAUCAGCAGGUGAAUCUGAUCCGUGACAUUCGGGACAGUCUGUACUUCCUCUUGAUGGACGUAAGAAGCUGCUGGUCUCAGGACAGGGCUCGACAGUGCGACCGUUUCACUCACAUUUAGUUUUAGGUUGGAUAUAUUUUCCUGUAAAUACGGCGGUGAAGUUAGUUUUAGGUUGGAUAUAUUUUCCUGUAAAUACGGCGGUGAAGUUAGUUUCAGGUUGGAUAUAUUUUCCUGUAAAUACGGCGGUGAAGUUAGUUUCAGGUUGGAUAUAUUUUCCUGUAAAUACGGCGGUGAAGUUAGUUUCAGGUUGGAUAUAUUUUCCUGUAAAUACGGCGGUGAAGUUAGUUUCAGGUUGGAUAUAUUUUCCUGUAAAUACCGCGGUGAAGUUAGUUUCAGGUUGGAUAUAUUUUCCUGUAAAUACGGCGGUGAAGUUAGUUUCAGGUUGGAUAUAUUUUCCUGUAAAUACCGCGGUGAAGUUAGUUUCAGGUUGGAUAUAUUUUCCUGUAAAUACGGCGGUGAAGUUAGUUUCAGGUUGGAUAUAUUCUCCUGUAAAUACGGCGGUGAAGUUAGUUUCAGGUUGGAUAUCUGACGGACAUUCUCUGAGGAUCUACCGGUGUCUUCUCACUCUCCAUAACCGGGAAUAACAACAGCAGCGCGGUUAAAUCUACUCGACACCCUCACUGUCAACGUCGGUGUUGAAUAAGGGACCGUCAAUAAAUAACUUGUUGUUCUCAAAAAAAGCUGUUUUCCUUCAAUAGGUUCCAUGUCAUUUGACCAAUUGACCUAAAAUUGAUUUUGAAUAAUAAUAAUCAUGUUGGACGAUAAGACACGCCUCUUUAUUUCCCUAAUUUGUCCUCUAAAAAAUUUUGUUUUGAAUUAAAAGGAAAAUUUUGAACAUUUUCUUCAAUAGCUUCCAUGUCACAUGACCGAAAGACGUUGUCGUUGACGUUGUAGUCGUUUUCUUCCGCUUCAUCCGGGUCCGGGUCGCGAGGGCAGCAGCUUCAGACGGCCCUCACCCCGGCCACUUCCACCAGCUCCUCCUCCGGGGGGAUUCCCAGGCGCUCCCAGACCAGGCGAGAGAUAUAAUCCCUCCACCUGGUCCUGGGCCGGCCACGAGGUCUCCUCCCGGUGGGACAUGUCUGGAACACCUCUAAUGGGAGGCGUCCAGAAGGCGUCCUAACCAGAUUCCCGAGCCACCUCAGCUGACUCCUCUGGACGUGGAGGAGCAGCGGUUCUCCUCUGAGCGCCUCCCGAGUGUCCGAGCUCCUUACCCUAUCUCUAAGGCUGAGCCCGGACACCCUGAGGAGGAAACCCAUUUCAGCCGCUUGUAUCUGCGAUCUUGUUCUUUCGGUCAUUACCCAAAGUUCAUGACCAUAGGUGAGGAUCGGCACGUAGAUCGACCGGUAAAUCCAGAGUCUCUCCUUACGGCUCAGCUCUUUCUUCACCACCACUGAUCGGUUAAGCGUCCGCAUCACUGCUGACGCGGCUCCGAUCCGCCUGUCGACCACAUGUUCAGUUUACGAAGAGGGACGUUUGUCUUUGUUUUGUGUGUUUUGAUGUUUUUCUCUCUGCUGCAGGCGGCUAAACGACCCCUCCAUCGUCACGCCGUUCUCCAGAGACGACCGCGGUUACACUCCGCUGCACGUCGCUGCCAUCUGUGGUGAGCAGCUGUAAACACACACAUACAAGGGCGCUGAAACUCUAACCUGUGUGUUUAAAACAUCUGUGUGUGUGUGUGUGUGUGUGUGUAUGUGUGUGUGUGUGUAUGUGUGUGUGUGUGUGUGUGUGUGAGGCAGGUCAGUCCCAGCUGAUCGACCUGCUGGUGUGUAAAGGAGCUCCAGUAAACGCCACGGACUACCACGCCCUCACGCCGCUGCACCUGGCCUGUCAGAGGGGAUACCAGGGCGUCACGGUGAGGACACACACACACACACACACACACACACACACACACACACACACACACACACACACACACAGAUCCACGAUUGUUGUUGCAGAUGAAAACACGGUAAAGAAAGAAAAGGUGGUGAUGAUAUAAAAUGAGAAUACGACUUUGUGUCCUCCAGCUGCUGCUGCUGCACUACAAAGCCAACACGGAGGCUCAGGACAACAACGGGAACACGCCGCUGCACCUGGCCUGCAUGUACGGACACGAGGACGUACGUCAAACUCUCACUUUGUCUUCACCGUCCAGAUCCGUCUUUAUAACGACCUCUGAGCACAGAUGUUUUCUUUGGUUCUGACUGAGAAACUGUGUUUUGUGCGUCAGUGUGUGAAGGCCUUGGUUUACUACGACCUCCAAACGUGCCGCCUGGACCUGCAGAAUGAUAAAGGUGACACGGCGCUGCACAUGGCGGCCCGCUGGGGCUACGAGGGAAUCAUCCAGGUGCUGCUGGAGAACGGAGCGAGCACGGACAUCCUGAACAAGAACAAAGACUCGCCGCUGCAGUGUGCGCUCAACUCCAAGGUCAGGAGAAGUUCCCCGGGUCUCACACGACUGAAUAUAUGUCCGAGUUUUCAGACGGGUCCAGAUCCUCAGAGGGUUUAUAAACUGAUAUAAGAAAGGCGACGGUCUGCAGACGUCACCUCCGCCUGCUGAUGCAGAGAGUUAAUCCGAUCCGGCCUGAGGGUCUGGCUCUGAAAACCUGACCUGAGAUCAGCUGACGUAGCUCUGCCCCGUCAUCCUCCUGCUGCUCUGAUCUCCUGACGUGUUUCUGUGUUUCGUCCUCCUUCAGAUCCUCAUGUUGUUGCAGUUGACUCAGAACGGACGACAGCGCAGCGGCAGUGGACUCGAUGUGAGUCUGAUCUCCUUUUCUUCAAGACCUGUGGGGUCAAAGGUCAUAGAUUCCAGACUUGAUGAACGACAAAUAAUCAUGUCCUUUAAAAAAAAAGAUUAUUCACUUAAUUUAUGCAAAAAUUAAACCUGUUUUUACUCAGUGCGUCAAGGACUCGUGUUAAAACUGCAUUUCUGCUUAUUUUAGUGUCUGCAGCUUCUGAGAAAGACCUGCUCAGAUUUAUUUAGUCUCCUCCUCCUCCUCCUCCUCUUCCUCCCCUUCCCAGUCUCCCUCUCGCUCCCCUCAGGCCUCCGACUGCAGCAGCCGCCGCUCCUCCAUCUCCAGCACCUCCUCUCUGAGCUCCGAGGUCAAACCGGAGGCUGAGCGUGUCCGACACAGAGAGGUGAGACCGCAGCAACACUGAGUCCUGUGGAAACUCAGUAAAUGAGUUUUCUCCGUGUGGGAAUAUGUCAGAGUAGAGUGUGUGUGUGUGUGUGCACUGACAGUGUGUAUAUCUGUGUGUGUGUGUGUCUGUGUGUGUUUGCAGGUGGAGAAGCUGCUGCGUGCUGUGGCAGACGGAGACGUGGAGAUGGUGAGAAUGAAGUCAUUUUUUCAGUCUUUGUAGGCCUGAUAGUUCAGAGAGGUGGGCGGUCCAACUUCUCAGUUCACCUGUGUGUGUGUGUGUGUGUGUGUGUGUGUGUGUGUGUGUGUGUGUGUGUGUGUGUGUGUGUGUGUGUGUGUGUGUGUGUUCAGGUGCGUUACCUGUUGGAGUGGAUGGAUGAGGAGGAGGAGGAUGAAGGAGAGCUGCGGUCUGAGGUUCUGCUCUGUCACCCGCUGUGUCAGUGUCCAAACUGCGCUCCCACCCAGCAGGUCUGCCGUCGCUCAGAGAUUAACUACGUUCAAUAAUCAAUAAGAUGAUUGAUCUGUUUUAACUCUGACACUGUGUGUGUGUGUGUGUGUGUGUGUGUGUGUGUCACAGCUGUGCGUCCUGCAGGCCGGGGCUCUCAGCGUAAACAGCUCCAACGUUGACGGUUUCACGCCGCUCCACGUCGCCGCCCUGCACGGCCACGCAGGACUGACCGGCCUGCUGAUUCGCCACGGAGCCAACGUCAACGCGCGCACCAACCAGAGCGCCACGCCGCUCCACCUGGCCACGCAGAACAGCCACAUCCAGGUAGGAGGGGAAGAGUCCGACCAAGGAUGAAAGGAGACAAGGAAGGAAACGAUGAAAACAAGGCUAAAAAAAGAGUGUUUAAGUCUGUAGCAGAGGGUCCGAAGUUUGGCGUCCAGGGUCCGACCAUCACCGAUUUAAAUGAUGAUGGAUAAAUAAAAUAGAACAGAAUAGAAAUUAAUUUUAUAAACUAGAACAGAACAGAAUAGAACUUAAUUUAAUGGUAUAGAAAAAGAAUAUAAUAGAAUUUCAAUAUCUAAUAAUUUAUAGUAUAGGUUAUAGUAUAAUAAUCUAUACUAUAUAUAUAUAUAUAUAUAUAUAUAUAUAUAUAUAUAUAUAUAUAAUAUGAUAUAAUUAUAGUAUGAUUUUAUAGUAUACAACAGAAUAGAAUUUAAUUUAUAGAACAGAAAAGAGUAGAACAGUAUAGAACAUGACUUUAUAGAAUAAAACAGAAUAGAACUAAAUUUAUAGAAUAGAACAGAAUUAAACAGAAUAGAAUAAAACAUAACUUUAUAGAACAGAGUAGAAUAGAACCUAAUUUUAUAAAAUAGAACAGAAUAGAAUGAACUAGAUUUUAUAGAAAAGAUCAGUAUAGAAUAGAACAGAAUAGAACCUAAUUUUAUAGAGAAGAACAGAAUAGAAUAGAACAGAACUUAAUGUUGUAGAAUAGAACAGACUAGAAUAGAACUUAUCUUUAUAGAACAGAACAGAAUAGAACUUUAUGGAAUAGAACAGAACAGAACUUAAAUUUAUAGAACAGAACUUAAUAGAACAGAACUUAAUGUUGUAGAAUAGAACAGACUAGAAUAGAAUUUAUCUUUAUAGAACAGAACAGAAUAGAAUUAUAAUAAAAUGUUCAGAACUUCUGAUCCCUCAUGAAAUGUAAGCUCGGAGCGGACUGAGACUCCUCGUUUUUUCAGGUUUCUUGAUGGAGGUGAUCGUUCACACUCUCUCCUCGCGCCGGUGAUUAAAAUAUAAUUUCACACUGCCUCAUUAUGUGGAAGUGGGUCAACCACCACCUGCAAAGCUCUCUGCAAUGAGGAAGUGUGUGUGUGUCCAUGCUGCUGGAGGUCUCACUGGUGCCACCCUGUGGUGCAAAGACAGACGUUCAGAAAAUCAAACCCUGAAACGGUCUUUGUGUGUUUUCUGCUCGUUGUUCAGGUGGUGAGGAUCCUGCUGGAGUGCAACGCCAAACUGAAUAAGAAGGAUCACUACGGCAACACACCUUUAGUCCACGCCUGUCUGUGCGGGAACGUGGAGACGGCCACCACUCUGCUACAGGUGAGACAAAAAAGAGGUGAAAGAGCCCUUUAACUUUGAGUCUGUCCACUGAAACUACGCCCGGAGGAGAGGGAGGACUCUCUGACAGAAGAGGGAAACGCUCAGUCUCAGCACGAAUCUGUUUUCGUUAAACGCUUCCUGUCCAAGACCUUUCAUUUGUGCUCUCUCCCUGCAGAGUAACGCUCUGGUCAACGUGGUGAACCUUCAGGGGAACACCGCCCUCCAUGAGGCGGUUCGAGGCGGACACCAGGCGCUGGUGGAGCUGCUGUUGAGGGGCGGAGCUUCACCCGGCAUCAGGAACAAGAGGCAGAGGACGCCCCUGGACUGCGCCUACGAGCUUGGCGGCAAGGUAGACGACGUUUCCAGUGAACUGCUUGAUCGGAUCUCUUAGUGAACUUGACUUUGUGAAAAGUUUGUGUGAUGAAGAGGCUGACGGCACAAAAGCUUUGUUUGAUGGAUAAAACACAUCAGGUUAAUGAACGACUCAAACCUUUAGACACUGUCCUUAUUCAAUCUGCCAAACGUCUCCUUUUUAUGAUGUUUUGUUCUGUUGGAUCUUCACCUUGAAUUCAACAAGGUCAGAAAGUUCUUAGAAAUCCCUGCAGAGACACAGUCAGAAACUCGAGACGACAGUUUAAGUCUCUGAUUUUCAAAGACGAGCACUCACAGGUCGUUUUAUUUCUCUGAUUUCGCUGACGUCUGGAAGAAAAGUGGGUUUUUAAACGGCUCCAACAAAAGGCUGAAUGUUUGUGUAAUCUGGAUUUAGACUCUCAAACAAACAAACAUCAAAGGAAAAAGUCGGAGAGAUUCGGACAAUAAAAGAAAAACGUUCCUGCAUGAGGCUUAGUUUACUCGCUAAGUCGGUGCAAAUAUUUCAUCAGUUUAAGCUUUUAGGUUCUGGACCCUAAAAAAUGAGAUUUUUCUGAAAGACUGUUAACUCUUCAGACCAAAAACAGUCUGAGCAGCAUCCUGAUGAACUUCUGAACUUCUUCAAUCCUGCAGAACACGGAGAUCCUGAGAGCUCUGCAGAAAGCAUCCGGACUCUCUCCAGACGCUGAACCGAUCAAACUCCUCUCUGUGCCCAAAGGAGCUCUGGGUAACCGACACCAUCCAUCCAUUCAUUCAUUCAUCCAUACAUAAUGCAUUCAUCCAUCAUCCAUAACCCAUUCAUCUAUUAUCCAACCAUUCAUCAUACAUUUAUCCAUCAUACAUUCAUCCAUUGUACAUUCAUCCGUUCAUCCAUCCAUCAUCCAUAACCCAUUCAUCCAUUCAUCCAUCCAUUCUUCAUCCAUUUAUCCAUCCACCCAUCCAUCAAUUAUCCAUCCAUCCAUCCUUCCAACACCCAUCCAUUACCCAUUCAUCAUUCAUCCAUCCAUCAUCUGUUCAUCGAUCAAUCAUCCAUCCAUAAUGCAGUCAUCCAUCAUCCAUAAGCCAUUCAUCUAUUAUCCAUCCAUUCAUCCAUUCAUCAUACAUUCAUCCAUCAUACAUUCAUCCGUUCAUCCAUUGAUCAUCAAUUCAUCCAUCCAUUAUCCAUUUAUCCAUCCAACAUCCAUUCUUCAUCCAUUCUUCAUCCAUUCAUCCAUCCAUCAUCCAUCCAUCCAUUAUUUGUUCAUCCAUCCAUCUUUUUAUUCGUCCAUCCAACCAUCAAUCAUCCAUCUUCUAUUCAUCCAUCAUUCAUUUAUCUGUUUAUCCAUCCAUCAUCAAUAACCCAUUCAUCCAUUAUCCAUCCAUCCAUCCAAAAUCCAUUGAUUUAUCACCCACCCAUUCAUCCAUCCAUCUAUCAUGUGUUCAUCCAUUCGUCCAUACGUCCAUCAUCCGUUCAUCCAUACAUACAUCCCUCCAUUAUCCAUUCAUCCGUUAUCCAUUCAUCUAUUCAUCCAUCAUCAGUUCAUCCAUACAUCUCUCCCUUAUCCAUCCAUCCAUAAUUUAUCCACCAUGCAUAAUCCAUCUAUCCAUCCAUCAUCCAUUCAUCCAUCCAUCCAUCCAUCAUCCAUCCAUUAUCUUUACCCUUUAUCCCUCCUUGGUUGUGUGGAGAAAACCAACAAUUCUCACUAAAUAACAAACAUGUAUGACGGAUGAUUUUAAACAUCGUAAAACAAAAGUAAAAAACACACAGAGGUGCAAAUAUAUUCCAGCAGCAGAAUUCUCGUUACCACACAGUCGUUAGUUAUUCUGUUUGUUUGCACUAUUUCCUGGUUCAUUUCUCUGUCGUUGCUCUGCAGCUCACUCAUUCGUCCAGCGUCUGCGGCUGCAGGAUCAUGCGAACGGCAGGAGACAGAAGCUGGCCCAGUCCAUCAGCAGGUGGGCUCUCUCAGCUGGUCUUAAGAGUCACAGAACUGAAGAGUCUGAGUUUUUGGUUUAACGGGGUUUGUUCUGGUUCAGGAUGCAGCAGAUGAAGAAAAGUUCCUCCGGUCCUCCACCCAGGUGUCCAGCGAACAUGAACCAGGUACUCUUGCUUUAAUUUCAUGGCUGGUUAUUUAUAAUGUAACAAGCAAAGCGAGAAAGACGGGAACAGAGAGCGUUCAAUUCCAGAGUUCAUGUAAAGCUUGUAAACACACAGGCGAGUGUAAACAGGUGAGUUCGAUACAACCUGAGCCGCGCACAGCUGUCAUGAAUCGAAAACUGAGCUCCACACAGAGAGCUAAACUGGUUUUGUACCAGACUGUAAACAUGUUUAUUUCUGCUGUAAAGUUCAACAUUUUAACAUGGGGCUCUAUGGGGAUUGGCUCACUUUUGGACACAGCCUCUAGUGGAUGUUUGAGGAACUGCAGGUACUUUUCCUGAUAUUUAUAAAUGCUUUACUAAAGGACAGCUGUAGGAUAUCAAUGAAAUUUAUUGGAGUAAUAUAGAAGUGAGGACAAUGGAGCUUUAGUCGACUUUGUACUCGCAGAGAAAAAUGUACACACAGAAUCCUGAUCACACCAGAAAACGUGAAAACUGAGCCUUUGUAAUUAGAAUAAAAUGGUCAGUCAUAAUAGUUAUAAUAAUAAAACUGAUAUUUUGAGAGAAGAAUUCAAAUUAUUAUGAGGAAAAAAAGUUUAUUUACAAGAUCAAAAAGUGAAAUUAUGAAAAAUAAAUUAAAAAAGGUUGAAAUGGGGCGAUAAAAAGUCAUAACUAUAUGUACUGAAGUCAUGAACGUGGGAUAGAUUAUAAAUAUUUAAGGGUAAAUAAAGUUUUAAAUAUUGAAAUAAAUUGAAGAAAUACUGAAAAAACAGAACUUUUUAAUUUCAUAGCUACGACUCACUUUUCCAUUAUUUUGAUUUACAUCCAUUUUAAAACUUUUUAUUUCCUAAUUGUGAUUUCUCAUGUAAUUACAUUAAUCUGAUUUUUUCUUCGACUUUGAUUUGUUUUCCUUUUAUUUUAUCUUUUUAUAUAUUUUUCUUUUUAUCUAAUCAUUAUGAUAAAAAUGAGGCGGUUUCAAUCAUCAGUCUGAUUUAUAAAACUUUAAACCACAUUUGAACAAAUUAAAGUAUCAUCAGCUGUUACUGCCCCCCGACCCCGACUGUCCCCCCUCAGGUGAACCCCGACAGGAGGAGGCUGAGGCGAGGGGAGACGGUGGAGGUCAGCAGCCCCUCUGGAAGCCUGAUGGCAGGACCCCGGCUGAGGGAGCGUCACCUGGGUCGCUGGCACACCCUAGACUCAGGUGAACACACACCUGAGCCGCCUCGGCCCAAACACACCCCCAAAACCUCCAGCCUCCAAGCGUACAGAGCCAAAACCCAGCCUGACCAAGGCGAAGCACACUCCUCGGACUCUAACUGCAGCCAAACCUCACCCUCCUCCUCCCCCAACGCCACAUCACACUCACCUGAAGCCUUCCCCACACACACCUCCAACAACCACUCCACGUCGCAUGACCCCGCCGAGCCAUCAGAGACCUACGGGCAGGGUCUCCGCCCUCUGAACGGGAAGUCAGAGUCGCCCAAAGACCAGAAUGCCACCGAGGCUUUUGAGGCUUUUCAGUCGGAAAGCGAGGACGGAGACUCCAGCUCCACGAUCCAGACUGACGAAGGCCACCAGAGAGACACCAACCAAACCGGAGAGACCAACUACUCCACCGAGAUGGAGAUGUUGUGAGGCAGCACACAGAGAGACUAAACAGACCCCAGAGGUCACUUUCCUCACGUAGAACAAAAACACCAAAUAUUCACUGAGAGCGAGCGGAGGAGGGUAAAAAACAGCUGAUGGGGAAACGAGUUCUUAUUCUGCAUUUCAGAAUAAAGUUCAAGUUUAAGGUUUUAGUUCCAGGUAAAAGAAAAAGUUAAAGUCUUGGUUUUGUUUUUGGUCAGUUAUGACAGAUCUGUCUCUAAUUUUCAGGAGUAAAACUCUUUUUUUCCAAAUUUUUAACUUUUUUUGUAAUUUGAACCAAUUUUCCAACAUUUCGUCUCCCAUUUUUUUUCAUUUAUGACCUUCAUUUCAUAUUUUUAACACCUGAAAUCUGUCGGAUUGGUUCUUUAAAUCCAGAAGGCAGGUUUAGUUCUUGGUAUUUCUAUUUAUUUCCUGAUGAUUUCAGCUUUUUUUUCCAUCUUUAUAUUUUACAUUUGGCCUUUAUUUCCUCUAAAAACUACAAAAUGUUGAUUAUUUCUUAAUUUUUCACUUUAAUUUGAAAUUCUGAUCCAGUUCCCAACAUGUGGACUUUUUGACUUUACUUUGGUUCUUCCACCUUGAGCCUUAACAUUUGAAUUGACAUUUCAGAGUUUUUUUAAUUUAACUUUUUAUGUUUCAGUUUUUAUUUGCGACAUUUUCACAGAUGUAUAAACGGUUAUUUUUGGAAAUUAUCCUGAAAACUUUGGCCUAAACCAACCAAAGUUGCUUUUUCUUGUCCCUUUGACUGUGUUCUUGACAUCUUAAAUGUAUUAUCAAUUCUUUGAAACAUUUUUCAACAUUUGGACUUCAUCUAAUCAUUUUAACUUUAUUCUAGAAAUGCAAAAUAAACAGAAUCCCCCCCAUGACCCCCUCACACUCCUCUGUAGAAACUAGAUGUUUGCCUGAUGUAGAGAGAAAAGCACACGCUCUGAGGUGUUAUGACUCUUAGAUGAAGCUCACCAGCUGCAUGACUCUUUAGAAGAAAACACAAAGUGAAGUCACGUUUUAAAAGCUCAUAUUUCAGUUUUACUCUGAAUUAAAAGAGUUGUCAAAUCUAAGGGGCCGGUACACUCAAGAUCCACAACGGUACUUCAACAGGUGUUCACAGAAUUCUUCUUCUCUCCACGACAAACUGAACGUUCAAAACUGAUAAGAACAACAAACGAAGCAGGUUCAAAGUCAGUGCUCUGUGGUAGACACAGGAGAGGCUGCGAGCUGAGCUACUGCUGCCUUCAUUUACAGUUCAAUCCACUGAAACUUCACACACUUUUAAAAUGUCAGAUUUAACAGCCACAAAAACAUGAAAACUUGUCCCUACACAAAGUUUACAGAUGGGCUUCGGGGGCUGUGAGCUGAGCUGGUGCUGAUGAGAGCUAACAAUAAUUUUGCACCCACUUAAAAAGCUGAGUUUGCUGACUGAAAAUGUUCAAGUCCCUCACCACAGAACAAAAACUCAAACUAAAACUCACGUUAACUUUGGAAGAUAGUUUUGAAAAUAAAUGUCUGCAAUCCCUGAAGUGGUGGGUUGAAGAGGCUGCGAGCUGAGCUGUCAAAAACCGUCCAAGUCCCCCUUUUCAAAACAAUAAUAGUCGUGAAAACCAGUAUCAACAUUUUGAAAGCCUCUAGAUUUAGUAAUUAGGACUCACUGUGAGUCUUUGGGGGGGCUGCGAACUGAGCUGCCACUUUCUUUUCCCUUUACAAAACAAAAAAGGUCCUUUUAAAAGCCACAUCAGAGUUUUAAAAGAUUUUUUUUGUCUUUAAAAGUGCGCAGGUCUUUAAAGCCUGAUGUUUGACUAUGGAGGCUGCAUAGCGAGCUGUCGCUAUCAAAAGAUGACUGAAGGUUCACCAUUAGUUUACUGGAAACAGUGCAGUACCCCCUCUAAAACAUUAGACCCUCAUUUUAAGAGACUUUGUUGUAUUAGUUUUAAUUUCUCAACGGUUUGGAGUGUAGGUUCAGGGGCUGCGAGCUGAGCUGUCACUACCUUUAUCUCUGAAGCAAAAAAAGUCAGAGUAAAAACCAUUUUUUCAGGAACAUUCACUGGUGAAAAAAAAUGUUUAAGUCUCUCUUUGCGGCAUAAAAAAAGUCUCAAAACCCACAUUUGUAACGUUUAAAGAGCGGAUGUAUUCUAAAUUUGCUUUUCUGCCAGGCUCAGUGUGAGGCUUUGGGGGCUGUGAGCUGAGCUGCUGCUAGUUUGUCUCUGUAUUUAACCAAAGUAAUCCACUUGGUUUUAUAAUUCAUCCUAAAAGCAAACGCCACCAGCUGAAAUGGUUGUGUAUGUCAGCUGAGAGCUGGUGCUGCAGAGAAACUCUGAUGAACGUGCUUCUCUAAGAUAAAGCAUGAGACCAGUAAAAGCUGAUAAAGGAGUUUUGUUCCGCACAGAAACCAAAUCCAGUUCAGCUGACGGAAACGAGAACAGCUCGAGAACAAAAGUCCUCACGCUGUUCUGAAAGUGGUGCUGAGGCACAUGGAGGAGGAGGAGCUGUUGUGCUGCAGUUACACAUUCAAUCCAAGUUUUAUCAACAGGAUGUGAGCGUUUCCUUUUUGAUGGCGGAGGUUGCAGCUCCUGAAGAUGGUAAAACGUGUGACUGUCAAAGUGGAGGGUGAUAAUGUUACACCUUUCACCUCCAAAUUCUGCCGGACUCUGCUAUGCAAGAAUCCCAUUUCUGGCUUUUUUUGCUUCCCAGAUUUUCUUCAAAUGAUACAGGAACAAAAUUUCACUAAAAAUGUGAUUUAUACCAGCAGCUGACUGAAACUUUACAUUACUUCUUUUUACUUUUCCUCCUCCUUUUCUCGCUUGAGUUUGAAGCACUUUUUUCUUCAAAUUGUCACAAAAAAGGGAUGCAAACUGAUGUUAAUCUAGUUUUAUGUUGAUUGUUGUCGUUUUAUUUUUCAGUUGGAGUCACCAGAGUGUAGCUCUGAUUUCACCACCAGGCUCCGUCUGAAAAACUGUUUGUUUUGUUCGGUUUUACUUGAAUAGUUCUUAUUUUUUGUUUGAUAGAUAAAAACAGAUUUACAGUUUGGUUAACACAGUAUUACUUCACUUCUACUCAUGUAGGAUUAUUCUUUAAACUGGCGUAAAUUGGUGUGUUGUGUGUUGGAGAGGUUGCAGCUUCCUCGUAAUGUUAGAAAGUGUUUCCUCCAAAUAUAGAUCCAACAGCUGCUGUGGUUUGUUUAGAUUAAAAUUCUGAUAUUUAACAUCACUGCAACUGUUUUUAAAAUCACUCAGAGUUCAUUUAAUUUUUUUUAAGAAUUACCCAAAAUGAUCUGACAUUUUAAAUCAAUCUCUUUUUGUGUUUAAAUAUUUAAAAUUUGAUUCAUGUUGAUUUUGGCGCCCCCUGUGGACAAAAAGAGUACCUCCCCUCUUCUUAGUUAUGCGUAUGUGUGAGCGCUGUUUCCGGACAAAGAAUCUCUUUAUGCUGUGUUUUAAAACUCCUAAAUCUUAAUAAUGUAAAAUGUAAAACAGGAUCGUUUUGGUAUCUUGCGGUGUAUAAAUUUAUCCGGCGCCUUCCCCCUCAGCGUUUUUUUAUAUUCAUUGAAAACACCUUUAUAGAAAUAGCCGAGCUUUUUCCUGAUAGUCUGGUUUGCGUUUGUAUCUCAUAACGAUGCAUAAAUAUUAGUUUUAGCCUUUUUUUUAACCCGAUAAAAACUCCUCAUGAAAAUGUAACUAACUGUCAAAACAGCACAGACUACGAGCGCUGUGAUUGGUCCGCUGGACAGCAUCUUAUUUCGUAUUUGCUACAUUUGAAGUUUUGUCGUAUAUCUAGUACUAUCACCCCGCCUCUUACCUUCUCUGUAAAAGCUGCAGUUCGAUUAACUUCUGCACAGAGCAGGUGAAAGUAGCAGGACCAGUAACUGUUGCAGAAACCGCGCUGCCAUCUAGUGUAGAAGCAGAGUAUUGCAAAGCGACACACCAGAAUGUGAAGCUGUUGAAGUGCGUCGCUACGAUGUAAAGUUCGUACUUCAAAAGGAAAAGUCAUAAAACUCUCCUCCUUCAUGUCUGAUCAGCAUCAGCAAAGAAAUAGUAUGAACCACUUUGUCCACAAGGGGGCGCCAUCAUUGACAUAAGAGUUACUCGCAGAAGCUUUAAAUUACUGGAAUAUUUUGUUGCAGCUCUGGAGACCAUUUAAAAAAGUACUGGAUGUUAGAAUUCAACAAAAGUGAUUAAUUUAGUGGAAUUUAACGCAGAAGAGUCAGGGGGUUUGUUGUAUUUAAGUUUGUCAUAAAGAUUUGUGUGAUUUUGCAUCGAGUGAAUUUAAACAAAAUGAAAUGAUCACUUUUUCUGAGUGAUUUAAAACGGAUGUUGUCAUGGAGAGCCUGUUGGAUGUCAGAUUUCUGGAGACGGUUUUAAAAGUGGAGAAGUUCAAUCAAUCUUAGAAACUCGACUUCACCCUGAUUAUUUUCAUCCAUGUAACUGCGUUUUAAAACAAAUCCUGCAGACUGUGCUGUGAGAGGAUUAUCAACUGUGGCGCCCUCUGCUGGAGGAACUCUGUCAUUACACCACUUUGAGCUCACCUUGACUGUUGUUUUCCGUAAAAAAAAAAAGUUAAUUAUCGUUUAAAAUUACAAAUGUACACCCUGAAACAAACUUAUGUAGAUGUAAGGCCGACACUGGUGCGUUGUUGUGACUGUUAGCAUGAGUUUAAAGUCAGUGUAGGUUGAUUUUUGCAGCAAACUGAUCUGAAAUCUGAACUGUCUGUCUGCAGGUGCAUCAAUCUCAGAAACUGACUGUAUUGUUGUAGAGAUUUCUCAGCGGUGACGUCAAACACAAAAGAGUUUACGAGGAAAAUGAGUCAUGCAAAAUUGCCGUUUUAGUCUUUAAAUAUUCAUGAAUACUCUGAUCCAUCCAACCAUGAUGGAACAGCUGCAGUACUGUAUAACUGUCACCGCCAGGGUUUACUCCACUGUCCAUGAACUGUGUGUGACUGCAGACCGCCUCAGUGAAGAUGAGGCUCCGGUUUAAACUCUUAAACUCUCGGUCUGUCAUGUUUUCUGAUUUUUUUUUCCUCUCUGAUAAUCAGCCGUGUGUUUCCGAUCUCCUCUGAUUCAUGUCGACACGCAGAAACACUCACAGCUUCAGGAAGGCGGCGUCCUGGUGUUUCAGUGUCUAAUUUCAACUGAAAAGAUGUCAAACCCAAUCAGAAGUCUUAAUUAUUUUUGUACCACUGUUUUCUUUCAGGUUGAAUGUGUAAAGAUGAUGUGAAUGUGCCUUAUUUAAUUCCCACACAAAUAACCAAUAAUAAACCUGUCAUUGAGACCAAGCCUGUGACUGUCAGGGUUGUUUUUUUUCAUGUAAUACUGAUGUGGUUUCAUUUUCAUUUUCUUUAUUUUAAUUAUUACAGAUGUCCUGAGAGAAAUCCAAAAGUCUUCAUGGCAUCAUUUUAAUUUUAACAUAUUUAUAAAUAAUCUGAAACCAACAAAAGAGGUCAGAAACAGAAACUUUUUCAAAAGAUUAUCAUUAUUACUACAUCACUUGAAAAUUGUGCUCUAACAUAGACUUAGACUUUCUUUCUUUCUGUCUUUAUUUGAUUUCUCUCUGCAACCAAAAGUCAUUGCUUGGCUUCCAUAUCACAGCUUGAUGGAUUUUAAUUUAAUGUACAAAAAGACAAUAAAAACUAAGGGUUUAUGUUCUUAUUUACACAUAAUAGCUACAGCUGUGGUAUGUUUUUACUACAAUAGCCAGCACCUCACCUUUGUUCUAAGAUUUGGUGUCUGAGACUCACUUCAGUGUGUAAUAUGCUCCAAAGUUGAUAGUCUUUCAUGCAGAAAACACACCGUCAAAAUUUAGAUCUAAAUUUAAAAGCAGGGUCGGUUGAUCAAUAGAGGGCGCCGCACCCUCUGUCUCAACCAUAGACUGUAUAUAUUAUGGACAACUUGGUUCUGCCUUCUGCCAGUAUACAGAUUUGAAGCCGAAAAGUUCUCUGUAAUUCCGUGUUUUUUUUUUUUCCACUUCCUGAAACCAGCGUUGCGCAGUAGCGUUCUAAUCAUUCGGCGGGAGAGUCGCUGUGAUGACGCUCGGCUCAAACAGCGUAUCCUCCAGGUGAGCUACGAUCAUAGAACUCCUAUUUCAGCUUCACUUCAUCGGCUCCUGGUAAGUUUUAGAAUUGAUUUUUAAUAUUCAGAUCCAUCCAAUAACAUCAUUAAUAUUCAUUUGAUUAUUAGUAAGAACUAAACUGAGACAGCUGUUAGAAUAUAGAUUUCUUUAUUGAGUUCAUAUUUCAUAAACGUCGUUACAUCAAUUCUUACACCUGUAUUACUCCUCUUGAAUUUUUCACCCUUCUUUUUUCAUUCAUUGUGAUUUUUCUCUUUGAUUUGAGUUGUAAUGAUUUCUAAAGCAGGUUUGUUGGUUAAGAGGUGACGUUCACUUUCUCUUCUGUUUACAGUCUGCUGCACCGGCUCCAGAUUUUCAUGUUUUCUGUCUUCACUUCUUUCUAAUCCUCCUCUCAGCUUGGCUCUGAUUUUUCUGUGUGUGUGAACCAGCCUGCAGUCUCAUGAGGACAUGACCUUCAUCAGUUUAAACACAGGUAUGAACACCUGUGCAGGUGAAGAAGAGUUUCAGGAGUCUGACUCUGACUGUUCAGACAAACUUUCUGAUCAAUACAGUGAAGAAAAAUGUGCUGAAUGAGGCGGAUUUUUCCCCCAUCGAGACAGAAAUCAGUCCAGUUCAGUGAGCCAGUUUGACAUGGAGUCCUGCUCUUUGAUAACAGACAUUCAGACUGAUGUGACAGGAUACAAACAGUCAGAUAAUCAGCUGAAGUUUGUGUUAGUGCAGAGGGUCAACUGUUCUUCAGCUGCUGUUUGUGUAGAGAGGAGGAGACUCUCCCUCCUACACAGAACACAAACUCACUGAGGAACCAUAAAAGAUCCCAAACCCAGGAUAGAGAGGUUGAGUGAAGGUGGUGUUGAAGGUGUGGAGGUGGAUCAGUGUGUCAGAGGAGACGCUGUAGAAGGACAGAGUACCAGCAGGACAGUCCACAUACACUGCUACUCUGUGAGAGACAGAGGACGAGGGGAGACGGAGGGCUUUUCUAUUGUGAAGAACAGAGUAACCUCGAUCAGAGCAGAACAGACUCCAGGACUGAUCAUUAGAUCCAAACACACAGUCAUCACCUAUUCCUUUCCUUCUGAUUCCUCUGUAACUCACUGAUACAUGAACCUCUCCUCGCCACUCGACCUCCCAGUAACAGUGA